Molecule: messenger RNA, 1914 nt
Organism: Debaryomyces tyrocola
Lineage: Eukaryota; Fungi; Ascomycota; Pichiomycetes; Serinales; Debaryomycetaceae
Source: the annotation of a GenBank genome assembly
AUGGAUCCUACUCCAGUACCAGUCAGUGUAGUUUCUACAAGGAAAACAUUAGCCAUUCAGGCUAAUGGAAGCUUAGGGGGAUACUUACAGCAUAACCUCAUUGGAAGUGGGCAUCAAGGACCAGAAAUGAUGACUCGUAUAAUCAUGUCGUUGAAGUCGGGAAUUCAGGAAGAGGUAGAAUGGGCAUUGACAUCGUUGUCGCAGAUUUCGUGCACAUCGCCUAGCUUGGUGAAUUUUGAAAAAACGCCAUAUUUGGCUCAUGAGUUGAUAGGCUAUUUCAUAAAGCCAUUCCAAAUGAUGCUAGAGAAAAAGGACCUGAUAAUAACUCAGGGAGAGAUGCUGUUGAGUCUUGAUUCGUUGCUUUCAUUGAGGAAUUUGGCGCAGGAUUUGGUUAAUCAGCAGUAUUUGUCUCAAUUGAAGACGUUGAAGAAGCAUCUCAUUGAGGUUUUGAAGAUAUUUGUUCAUUGGUUCUAUGUCGGCGAUGUGAGAUCGCACCAUCUAACUCGAUUCCACAACCAGUUCAGGGAGGGGCUUAAUUACUUGAUAGACUUGUUAGAUCCGUUGAGUUGUUACUAUGUUGAUAACACUAAAAACGACUCCUUAUUCAACCAACUAUUAUUUGCUUCUCUCCAUACAAAAGACAAAUACUUAUUAAUUAAUAUCAUGAUAAUUAUAUCACAUUUAUUAUUUAUUAAAGAUACGACUACUAAGCCUACGGAAGGCGAUAAUAAUAAUAAUAACGAAAAGCAACAAGAAGAGUUGGAGGAAGAAUUAAGUAAAACCCCAAAUAAUUGUAUUGAUGCUAUUGAAGAAGUCCACCUUGAAAACUUCGUCUUCUUCUUAUUAAUAGCUGAUAAUGAACUUUCAAUUGCCACCUUGGAGUUCCUUAAACAAUACUUGUCUUCAGAGGCACUUCAUCCAUCAUAUCCAACAUCUGUUAAAGAUUCCCAGGCUUAUAGAUUGAAAAAACUCUUACAAAUCAAAUCUUCAAAAGCGAUAUAUCAAACCUUGAUCAAGGAGUUACCUAUUUUAAUGGUAUCUAAUUUAUCGUUAAAUGAUCCUUCAAAAAUUCCAGAUAUGCCUCCAUUGAGUUUAACUAAAAGGUCGCAAUACAUAAGCGUGCCAACCGUAUUGCCUCUGUUAUCAAAGCAAUUAUACGAUAUCAUAGUUAAGUUUCCAGAACCUUUAAGAGCUACCACAUGGUUACGUUGUUGCUACGAGCCAUUUUCAAAGGCUAAUGAAGCAAAUGUCAUAUCAGAUUCUAGUGAUGUAAUUCCUGGGGAAGUUACCCAAAUUUCAUUAUGGAAAGCUUAUGAAAAGCAAUUUGAAGAAGUAUGGCAAACAUCCAAAACCCAAGCAAACCCUGAGUGGCCGCCCUUAUUGCCAGCGGUUGAUUUCAUAAAGAAUGUGAAUUCGGCAUUCCCGAAUUCUGAGGCUAUGGUGGUCAAUUUAAAUCCCGAAUCUACGGAGCAACAACCAAAAAAGAAGUUUAUUAUCAAGGGAAUCCAGCCAAGACAAUUUGUGGUUAAUAUCGACAUUGGUAACUAUGAAGCAUUGAGACAAAAACCAACUCCAAACUCAGACUCCACCUUGAAUGCCGAUUCAAAAAUUUUACCAAUCGGCCAUAUUGAUAUUGACAAAUUCCAGCACAAUUUAAAUAACUUAUCUGAGGCAUUAUUGUCUCACUCUUCACGUCUAAGGAAAGAUCUGAAAGAAGUCACUCCAAUUAAUUUAAUAAGCCAUGAUUUGUUGGAUUAUAUUAUAAACGAGGUCCUUGAUAACACUGAAUCUAAUGAACUACAAGAUUUAUUUAGACUCUAUAAUAGCCACUGGUUACCAGACUUGAUCUAUUCGAAUCCUAGUCUUAUUGAAAGUGGUCUUGUUAACAGUAAGUGGUUAAAAUACUUACUCUAA